This is a messenger RNA of Botrytis byssoidea, 1395 nucleotides long. RefSeq lists its product as uncharacterized. The transcript has 2 exons. NCBI's taxonomy places the organism in Eukaryota, Fungi, Ascomycota, Leotiomycetes, Helotiales, Sclerotiniaceae. The record is from RefSeq and is a predicted model, not a curated record. The coding region runs from base 1 to 1395 and encodes 464 amino acids.
AUGGCCAACGAGUGUGCUGUAUGCCAUAAGCAGGGCGAAAGAGUCCUCCGUUGUAGUCGGUGUCGUUCUCGAGAGUAUUGUGGUGCAGAUUGUCAAACCAAGGACUGGCCGAAUCACAAGGCAGCGUGCAGACGCCAAAACUACAUUUUGAAGGUCGAUCUCUUCCCUCGUCAUUUCACAAACCCUCGCAUCAGCCGAACUCUCUCGUGUCCUACCACAGCGUCUUUUGCUGACCUACAUAAUGCCCUACAAGUCGCAUUUGAUUGGAAAAACUGCCAUCUUUACGAUUUUGAAGUUCUCGAUCAUAACGAAACCAUGGGCUCCGAACAUAGGCUUGUUAUGAAGCCGAUGCUGUGCAAGAUUACUGAUCUUGACACGUUGGAUUCUGACAGCGACCCAGCCAAGGACAGCAAACGCACUAAGCUUUAUCAGAUUCUGGAUGGAGAACGCACCACUGGUAAGACCAUCCAUUAUAUGUAUGAUUUUGGAGACGGAUGGGAACAUGUUAUUACCUGUAGCGGGCGAGCGGAUCCAACCACCAACUUCGUCGUAUUAGGUGGUGAAGGACAUGGAUGUGCGGAAGAUGUGGGAGGGUAUAGUGGAUGGGUUGACCUACUCGCAGCUUAUGAGUCUGAUGAGCCGACGGAGCACCAGAGACACUUAAUGUCUUGGUUCGAAAACGAGGCUCAUAACAAGGAUCCGAGAGGUCUGCGGGGAGCAGCAAGGUACGCGUGGGACAAAGACAGGAUCAAUGCAAUCUUGAACGAACUUGAUACUUCCAAGCUUCCUGGCCACCCUACUUCAAUCCUUCUGGUAUCCUUGGCUAAGGAGUCAUGGUUUGACCAAAUGUACGCUUCUGUGCUUACCGAACUUCGCUCUAAAACCAUGAUUAAAGAGGUGACAGAUGGUGCAUCGGCAAUGAAAUGUAUUGAAGAAACACAAAAAUUUGGCACCAUCAUCGUUACGGAUGCGGCAAUAAUGGAACCCGAGUUUGUUGCUAUUAGUCGAAAGUUGGUUGAAUAUGCAAAGGCCAGAGGAAUUUUGAUAUUCGGAUUUUUAUUAUCAAGCUUGACCGAGCCACCAAAAUUUGAGGAGUUGAUGAAAAGCUAUGGCUUAGGUUGGAAGUUUGGUGAUUAUACUCGGGAGACCUACGACAUCAAUAAAAUGGCCGAUCUCAACAAAAAGUACAAUUUAAUGCCUUACAGCAUGAAAGCUGUCAGUUUGAAGAACACUAGGCCUGAAGACAGAGUCUAUUCUGGCCCUGGCCGCGAUAAAAAUCAGAGUCCCGCAGUUUUCGCAAAGUAUGGAAGUAGCGGGGGUCGGAUUGGUUGGAUUGGCGAUGUCAAUGGAGAGGAAGAAACGACAACACUGCUUUUAGCAAUGUGUGGACUUUGA